Messenger RNA from Letharia columbiana, 831 nucleotides. RefSeq lists its product as uncharacterized. The coding region runs from base 1 to 831 and encodes 276 amino acids. NCBI's taxonomy places the organism in Eukaryota, Fungi, Ascomycota, Lecanoromycetes, Lecanorales, Parmeliaceae. The record is from RefSeq and is a predicted model, not a curated record. The transcript has a single exon.
AUGAGAGGAGUCUUAGCAGAAAACAAAGUCUGCGAAAUUAACGCUUGCGACGUCCGAGGUUGCUCGCUGAGCGAGGCUUUCCGGAGGCUGGAUAAGAAGGAGGAUCGCAUGGUCGAAGAGAAGUGGAUGCCUACAAUGGCUGAAAGAAAGAGGAAGGCAGACGCAGGAGCAGAAGAGGAAGCUCAAUGUGCUGAAGAGCAAUUGGCUGGAAGGAGUGGGGAGCUGGCAGAGGAAGCGGUGUCAGAGAAGCCAGAGAAGCCGACCGACUCCGUGCAUGCUCUUUUCGAAGGAUACAGGCGUGCUGUACCUGUCGUCUAUGUAGGUAACGACCUACCGGUUAACAGCGGAAAAAGGAAGAAGUGCGAUCUAGAUCAGAGUCAAGAGCCCGCCAGGCCCAAUACCUCCGUACCACAGGCGUCGGGUAGUGUGCUCGCGCAUAUCACGGGAAGAACAAAUAAGACGGCUCAAGCCUGCUCAGCGUCUCCCGACCUCACACGAUCACCCUUUGAUUCUGCUCAUUCUUCCGGAACACAAGGCGGCUGUCAGGCUGUCUCACGUCCCAACUCUAUCGCUAGAACGACACAGGAUGCGGGUCUAUCCAGCUCACCAGCUUUCGAUCGCCAACUACCAGCCCCCACUUCUGCCCGUUUCCUGGAGGUUGCGAAUGGAAGGGAAGACCCUCUAUCUUUGGUCUCCCAAGCUGGCUUAGGCCCUUAUGCCACCGCCGCAGUGCAGCCAUCUCCACCUCCGAAAUUUGCUCCAAAUCCAGCAUCGAUGCUUUGCCACAGAAAGCCAAGGGUAAACAGCGGAGCGCCAACCGUGGAGCAAUAG